Pogona vitticeps (central bearded dragon) is the source of this 2418-nucleotide messenger RNA. The record is from RefSeq and is a predicted model, not a curated record. NCBI's taxonomy places the organism in Eukaryota, Metazoa, Chordata, Lepidosauria, Squamata, Agamidae.
CGACGGCAGCGCUGGCUGCCCCCGCUCCUCCUCUUCGGGCGGCCCGGCGGAUCCUGAGAGCGGCGCGGGAAAUCCCACGCUCGCCCCGCUAGAAGCUGAACCCGCGGCCGGGACGGCGGCUCCUCCUCCUGCUGCUGCUGCUGCUGCCCCGUCGCCGCGGAGCCCUAAAGCCGCCCGUUGCAAGAGGAUGGUGCGCCUGGCGGCCGAGCUGCUGCUCUUGCUGGGACUCCUCCUGUUGACCUUGCACAUCAGCGUCCUGCGGAGCAGCGAGCCCGACGGCGGCGCCGCGGCGGGCAACCAGAGCCAGCGGCAGCAGGACAUCCUCCAGAGUGAUAGUCUUUCAGCUCCUGAAACUUUGUUCACAUUAAAUCCAGGAGACAGACAAGAUUAUCACGACCAUCAAGCCGCACACAGAUCAUUUGCCAAGCAGCGAUUCAGGCCAGAGAAUAGGCGUACGUCUGUGCAAAGAGAUGGACCCAGGUCUUUUCUUCUAGAUCUACCGAAUUUUCCUGACCUCUCUAAAGCAGACAUCAAUGGGCAAAACCCAAAUAUUCAGUUUGCACAGUUGUUUCAGUGUCAGCAAGACAAGAAAACAUUUCAAAGGGUAGCCCAAGCAGCUGCCACUUUUGUGCUACCCAGCUGCCUUUUUAACUUGGUUGCCAAACCAGCAGCCAAACGCACCGCUGCACUCAAUAAUAUAGAAACCAUCAUCUCUGAUACCUUGCUGGAGAAACCCUCCAUCACCCGCAUGAGCAGCGGUGAUCAGGAUUAUAAAUAUGAUAGUACAACUGAAGACAGUAACUUCCUUAACCCACUUAGUGGCGCAUGGGACAGGCAUACACCUAGUCAUCGGACGUUUGAAUCAAAGGAACAGCCAGAAUAUGAUUACAUAGACGGUGAAGGAGACUGGAGCCCUUGGUCCAUUUGUAGCAUAACGUGUGGAAGUGGCAAUCAGAAGCGUACCCGAACCUGUGGAUAUGCCUGUACAGCCACUGAAUCGAGGACAUGCGACAGGCCAAACUGUCCAGGAAUCGAAGACACCUUCAGGACAGCAGCCACAGAAAUGAGUUUACUUGCGGGAAGCGAAGAAUUCAAUGCUACAAAACUGUUUGAAGUUGAUACUGACAGUUGUGAACGGUGGAUGAGCUGCAAAAGUGAGUUCUUGAAGAAGUACAUGCACAAAGUGGUCAACGACCUUCCCGCUUGCCCUUGCUCGUACCCCACAGAAGUUGCCUACAGUACCGCGGAUAUCUACGACCGGCUUAAGCGGAAGAACUUCCGCUGGAAAGAUGCAAGUGGGCCAAAGGAGAAGCUGGAGAUCUAUAAGCCGACAGCUCGCUAUUGUAUCCGGUCCAUGCUGUCCUUGGAGAGUACCACACUAGCAGCACAGCACUGCUGCUACGACGACAGCAUGCAGCUGAUUACGAGGGGCAAAGGCGCAGGCACUCCUAACCUGAUCAGCAUAGAAUUCUCCGCAGAACUCCAUUACAAAGUGGACAUUCUGCCCUGGAUCAUUUGCAAAGGGGACUGGAGCAGAUAUAAUGAAGCUCGGCCGCCUAAUAACGGCCAGAAAUGUACAGAGAAUCCUUCAGAGGAGGACUAUUACAGACAAUUUCAGGAAGCAAGGGAGUACUGAGGUGGGAAAAGGACUCAACCUCUUUGAAGGUCUACAAAAGGCAAAUGAUACAAUGGGACACAACGUUGAAUAAACUCUUAAGAAAUCAAGUUAAAAGUCUACCCACCCUAUUAAUCCUGUAUAGUUGUAAAGAAUAUGCAUUUUUUCAUAGGAGUGUGUUAUUUAUAUAAGCAUAUACAAAGGGCAAACUUUGCAAAUAGUCAUGAAGUUGUCAUCAUAGAUGUUUAUAUGGUGGUAUGCCUUGUGCACCAAUGUAAGAAUUGAUGCUUAACCACCAGGCUCGGCUUUUAAAAUUGUGCUCUGUGAUGGUUCUUAUCUGUGACUAGGCGUCAAAUCCAGGUCCUCCUGAAUUAUAUGAGGAAAACUCAGUUUUGGAUAGCUGAAGGAAAAGGCCUCAAUGCAUUUAAUCCUGAAUUGCCAACCCUGUACAUUUAGAAGGAACACUCCCUAGUGCAGAGAACUAUGUACCUAAUUGGAUUAUCUAAGUAUUGCAGUGGUGCUUAGGGCUGCAUCUGAUAGCAAGCUGUGGUUUUUAGUCAGAAGAGAGCACAGUAGCCAUGGGACCCACUACAGCAGGGAACAGAAUUCAACAUCAGAUUCCAUUGUGCUUCUGCAAAAGACAGGCUUCUGGUUAGCCCACGUCUUGUGGUCAGUUUCUGUGUGUUUUGAAAAAAACAUGUAAUGCUUAUAGGGUGCUUUUGACACAUUCAGAAGGCUUCUUCUUCCAGGGAACGCUUGAGCCCCACCUGGAUUUUCACUAAGUCAAAGCCAAGGAGCAAAAA